Messenger RNA from Sander lucioperca (pikeperch), 3614 nucleotides. RefSeq names its product trichohyalin-like. The coding region runs from base 102 to 2873 and encodes 923 amino acids. The record is from RefSeq and is a predicted model, not a curated record. Lineage: Eukaryota; Metazoa; Chordata; Actinopteri; Perciformes; Percidae. Gene Ontology annotation, biological process: cell surface receptor signaling pathway; negative regulation of T cell proliferation; positive regulation of T cell proliferation. The transcript is spliced from 7 exons. Gene Ontology annotation, cellular component: external side of plasma membrane.
UUAUUCCAGGUGACCGGAAGCAGCAACCCUCCUCUUUUUUUUUGACUUUGGCCGUGUAGCUCCUAGGGGAGAUUUCCAGAAACACACAACAGAGCUCCAGGAUGCUUCAUGAGAAGGACAGACUGUCCCAGUGUGGUGCCUUCACUGUCCUGGUUUUUCACACCAUUGUCUUCCUCACCCUGAUACACUUAUGUAGAGGUCAGUCUGAGGUGAUUGCUCCAUCUCAGCCAAUAGUGGCAUUCGUUGGUGAGGACAUCAUUCUGCCGUGUCACCUGGAACCGGCCAUGAAUGCCUUCGACAUCACCACGGAGUGGGCGAGGCCUGACCUGGACCCCAGGUUUGUCCUGGUGUGGCGUGACGGCGUGGAACUGGAGAGUAAAAAACAUUCGUCCUACAGAGGUCGGACAUCUCUGUUCACUGAGGAACUGAAACACGGAAACGUGUCCCUGAAACUCUCCAAAGUGAAAAUAUCUGAUGAGGGAACAUACAGAUGCUUCAUUCCGGUACUAGCCAGAGCCUCUACCGUUCAGCUUGUUGUAGGAGCCGUCUCCCCACCUGUAAUCCAGAGCAGUAAAAACCUCAGUGCAGUGGUUCUCCAGUGUGAGUCUGAAGGCUGGUACCCAGAGCCUGAGGUGCUGUGGCUGGACGGUGAGGGGAACCUCCUCUCUGCUGGACCCACAGAGACUCUCCGAGGUCCUGAUGGACUCUACACUGUCAGCAGCAGAGUGGCUGUGGAGAAGAGACACAACAACAACUUCACCUGUAGAGUCCAGCAGCAGAACAUCAACCAGACCAGAGAGACACACGUCCACGUUCCAGAUGAGUUCUUCAUGGUCCCCAGUACUCCCACUACUCCCAGUACUCCCAGUAGUCCCAGUACUGCUGAUAGUCCAGGUGUUAUUACUGGCUCAGUUAUCGGCUGUGCUCUUCUGUUGUUAAUAGCUGCGGUUGUCUUUGUUGUGUGGAAAUGGAGACAAAAGAAAUUCAAAAACAAGAGGAGGAGCCUCGAGGAUGGAGCUGAACACACCGAGGAAGAGAAGAAGGUCACAUCUAAACGUGAUAACACAGGAUUCCAGGUCCUGAUGGAGCCAGAAGGAGAAAGUGCUCCGCUGAUGGCAGGAAGAGAGGAAGAGAAUAAUGUGAUGAGAGUAGAGGACAAGGACGCAUCUCAAAGUGAACAUAAAGAUGAAACACAACAAAACCAGCUCGAGACCAAACCAGAUAUGGACAGGGCAGAAGGAGAGAGGGACGUUACAUCUAUAAAGAAUGAAAACGUACCUCUGAUUCCAACAGAAGUAGAAAAACACCAAAAACAGGACAUGACAGGAAAAGAAGUAAAACAUGAAUGGGACGAGGGUGAAGGAGAGCAGACGAUGAAACCAGUAGAAGAAGAUUCAGGACGUUCACUGGUGCUGGUGGCAGAAGGACCAAAAGAGCAGCUGCAAAAUGUCCACGCUGAUCAGGAGGAAGAGAAAGAAGAGACAAGGCAAGAGCCAAUGACUGAUGUGCGCAAGAAAGAGCCAAACAUUAAGAAAAAGAGAGAAAAGAAAGAGAACGGGAAGAAGCUCCAGGAGAAUCAGAGAGAAGGAAGGCAACAGGAGGUAGAAAGACAGAAGCAGAUUCAACCAGAGGAGCAGAAAAGAAAAGAGAGAGAGAAAGACAAGAUGGAACCACAGACGGAAAAGGACAACCAACAUGUUUUACAAGACAGAAAGCAGGACACGAGUAAGGCAGGACAUGAGGAUAAGAAAGGAAAAGAUCAGGAGGAAAACCAGAGUUACAUUAUGACAGCAACACAAAGAAAGGCAGAAAACCAAACGGAGAAAAUCAAUGAGAGUUUGGAGAAGACAGAGGAAGAGAAGAUGGAGAAAGAGAGGAAGCUGCAGUCAGAGGAGCAGGACGAUUUAAAGAGGGAUAAGGAAAAGAUAGAGACCAAAACACAGAAAAGAGAUGUCAAUCAGCAAGUUUUAGAUACCAGCAAACAAGAGGCAGAACAUAAAGAUAAGAAAGGUCAGGAGGGAGAGCAGAGUAAUAUUACUACAAUGACAGAAAGGAAAACAGAAAGCCAAAAUGUGCAAAUCAGUGAGAAAGCGGAGCAGAGAGAGAUAAAGAGAGAUCAGAGUGAGAAUAAGCUUACAUCAGUCAGUAGGGAAGUUAUGGGGAAGCCAGAUCUCAAAACACAUCAAGAAACAGCAGGGAGACAAAACCAAGAGCUCCAAGAGGAGAAUCAGCUCCAGACUGAGAAACAACAGCUGAGAAAUAAGGAAGAAACAUCUGAGAGAAAUAAGGAAGAAAAUAAAGAGCAGCCAGAGGAAUCCAGCAAGGUGGUAAAGGUAGAGUGUAAAGAAAGAGGGAAAGGAGGAUUGGAAAGUGACAAAGCAGCUGACAUUCAUAAAUCUCAAAAGAAGUCCAAGGAGGUCAGACAAGAAGGGCAGCUGCAGGCAGAGCAACAUCUGGACGUAAAGGAAGGAAUCCCAGAGAAGAUAGAAGUCUUCAUGUCUUCACAUCUUCUCGCAGAGAGAGGAGGUGAGUGUCAGGGAGUACAGCAACAGGAGCUGAUAGAGAAUAACAGAAGACCUCAAAUAAAAGCCAGGAGAAGAGGAAAACAACAUAAACGAGAGGAAGAGCCCAAUGUGGCUCAGCAACAGACAGUCUGUAGGAAAAGGAGUCAGGAAGAAGACAGUAAGCAGACACAGGAGAGGUCCAGAAAGCUAAAAAAGCUAAAAAAGCUAAAUGGCGAUGAGAUAAAGUCUGAAGACAAAGCUAACAUGAAACAAGACAUAAUAGAUGAAGAAAUGGAUGAUGUGAGUUAUCAACAGGAUCGAGCAUUUAUGUGUCAGGAAGACCAACAGGAGGAGGACAUGGAACUUUAGAAAAACAGCAGGAAACUCAAAGAAGAAGCAAUAAUCCAGUUACAACAUUCACACUGUGCAGCUAUUGACAGCCAGUGUAUGACAGUUUCAUUUUUCAUUUCAACCACAAGAAAAUAUCGCUGAAUUGUAUUAUCAUUUUUCUCAGGAGCAGAGGAUAAAGAUCAGCAAACUAGAGAUUCACUAAUAUCUCUUUCACCAAUUGUUUUUAUAUUGUGAUGUGUCCAAGAUAAUGUAAAGGACUCUUAUACAUCAAAUUGUACAUGUGCAGGAUGAGAUUGAAUUAGUGUUGUAAGUUAAAACUUCAAAGCAUUAAAAAAAACAAUAUAUUGUGUAUAUACGUGUAGUAUGUUAGGUCUUGGAUUGUCUUGUAUAUUAUAAAUCCGUUCAUGCUCUUUGGCUGAGACACAUCAUCAAUAUGUUGAUAAAAUAUGAAGCUGCACAGACACUGACAGCUCUGAUUGUUUUCUUUUAAAGCAGAUUUAUAUAUUUGUUAUUGUUAUUCUCUCUGUGAUGCACAUGUAGAUCAUACUUUUUCAUUAGAAUCAAGCAGGGCAAGGUGACAUGAUGAUAUAGCGCCAAAACAAUAUAAAAAUAUCUAUUGUUUAAAUUAUUCUAUAUUGUUUUUAUGAAAAUGUCGCCGCCGAAGUGCUUAAUGGCCAUAUUUACAUCAUUUGGACGACACUUUUCGUUCUAAACAUUACACGUUAUGUUCAUUUUGCAUUAAAGUUCUGAAUAAAAUGA